This is a messenger RNA of Drosophila obscura, 926 nucleotides long. It is a transcript of the gene Pstk, whose product is annotated as L-seryl-tRNA(Sec) kinase. The transcript has a single exon. The record is from RefSeq and is a predicted model, not a curated record. Lineage: Eukaryota; Metazoa; Arthropoda; Insecta; Diptera; Drosophilidae. Bases 13 to 861 code for a protein of 282 amino acids. Gene Ontology annotation, molecular function: tRNA binding; kinase activity.
AAACUUCAGACGAUGCCGCCUAAAAUUUGUCUGCUUGCGCUCAUUGGUCUGCCGGGAGCGGGAAAGUCCGCGCUCAGUAACUGGCUCUUAAGUAAGCAGCAGGGUGCUCUGAAUGAAUGUCAAAUUGUUCACCUGUGCUAUGACGACUACAUCAACACCCGAGCUGAAUUGACCUAUAGGGAGCAGCGCAUAAUUGUUAUAAACAUUUUGGAACAACUAAUAGCUUAUAUCCAAGGUGCCGCAGACUGGCCACCACAAGUUCGCCGACUGACAAACAAUAGCAGCAGCUGUGACUACCUUAUCUUGUGUGACGACAACUUUUACUACCGCAGCAUGCGCUAUAAGCUAUAUCAGCUGUGCCGCACCUAUGGCUGCAUCUAUUCCCAGAUUUACAUCGCGACCCCAUUGGCUUGCUGCCUUCAAGCGAAUUCAGCGCGGGGAGCAGAUUGCGUGCCCGAACUAGUUGUGCGUAAAAUGAACGACCGCCUUGAGCCACCAGGUCAUGAGGCUUGGGAGUGCAGUAGCCUUACACUUCGAAAUUCUGACACUGAAUCCGUGUCACAUUUGAUUUUAACAUUCAUCAGUUCAUUAUUCCAUUUGUCCACGAUUCUGACCCCUCGAACCCCUUCUCCCACGCAAACACAGAUAAGGUCCCAAGCCCAUUGUUUAGAUUUGGCCUUGCGGGCAAGCAUAAAAGUGCAGCUACAGACUCUGGUCGAGGCAGAAGCUAAGAAAUUGAUCAGUAUGAAAUUAAAUGAGAAACGAAAAGAGAUAUUAACACAAUUUCGGGCUAAAAUGAGCGGCAAGCAGACAGAUGCCAAUGGUGCGAAUUUGAAUUACUAUUUAAAUCUGUUGAAAUAGUUUAAGAUAAAUUAAUUCUGGUUGUGUGGCACACGUUGACAUAGAAAUAAAUAAUUUUUUUUGUA